AUGACUGUGCGCACCACCCUCAAAACCAAGCGACGCCUACCAACCAGAAACACCUCCAACUCGGACUCAGACUCAGAACCUCUACCCCCAUCAGACCGUCGCGCUCUCGCUGAAGCCUUCGGCACGAAGAAGGCUCGGAAAAGGCUUCAAGAUCAGACCGAGAACGCCAUCUCACCCUCCAAAUCCAUCAGACCAAACCAGCCCCUCGAUCCUCUCGCCUCGGCCGUCCUAUCCACCAUGCCCACCUCCAACCCCUCCCGAGCCAAAACAGCAGAAGAAGCAGCGUCCUCCAAAUCAAUCCCCAAACCCAACCUCUCCGCCUCCUCCCCAUCAGAGGCCUAUCCCAUUAGCACCCUCGUAGGCAACACCGACAACCUCUCCAACAUCCGCAUUCAAUCUCUCCUCGACUCCGUCGCCGCCUCCGCCUCCGUCCAGAUAAACAGCCACUUCCUCGGCCCCCUCCUCGUAAAAGCCGCCCAAGCUCGCGACAUCCGCGCCUGCCGCCUCCUGAAAUACACCCUCCUCCUAAUCGAGCUCUACAAAAUCAUCAUCACGCCUCCCCCAGGCAGACCCGCAAAACCGCACGCGCCGAAACGUCUCCCCCGCCUCGAUACCAACGUCAUGAAACCCCUGCUCGAAGCGUACACCGGCCCUCUCGUCGACGCUACCGCAAUACGCUUCACGGAGAACGCCGCCGGAUGUGGGGGUAAUGUGACGAAAUGGCAUCUCGAUCUUUUGGUCACGCAUAUCCUAGCGCUGAGCUUGCAUGUGGCGACCCCGCCGUUUGUGGUGGAUACGUGGCUAUUGCAGAAGGAUUUAGUGAUGGAUGCGCCGACGAUUGGGACGAUGUUUAAGGAGCUGGGGUGUGAGGUUAAGGCGAUGGGAAAGAGUGAGAUGGAGGGGCGGAAGCUGAGUAGAGCGGAAGGGGGAUUGAGGAGGUUGGUGAAGUUAAAGGUGCCUUUGACUUUUCCGGGUGUGAAAAUUGGUGGGGGGAGGAGAGGGAUGGGGAGAUAG
Molecule: messenger RNA, 1014 nt
Organism: Bacidia gigantensis
Lineage: Eukaryota; Fungi; Ascomycota; Lecanoromycetes; Lecanorales; Ramalinaceae
Exons: 1
Coding region: 1-1014 (337 amino acids)
Biological process (GO): RNA polymerase I preinitiation complex assembly; transcription elongation by RNA polymerase I; nucleolar large rRNA transcription by RNA polymerase I
Cellular component (GO): RNA polymerase I complex
Molecular function (GO): DNA binding
Source: RefSeq, a predicted model, not a curated record